This is a messenger RNA of Monascus purpureus, 5102 nucleotides long. NCBI's taxonomy places the organism in Eukaryota, Fungi, Ascomycota, Eurotiomycetes, Eurotiales, Aspergillaceae. The record is from the annotation of a GenBank genome assembly.
GCCGUGUCCAAGUUGCAGCCACUGUGACGAUCGAACUGCUUGCCGGUCGGAGGGAACUUGGGGCUCACCACUAUCACUUUACUAGGUGCUACUGCGGCGUUAUAUCGAUCUCCCAACGGAAACCGCUUUCGUGUGUGGGGCGCAAGUCGCCUUCGUCGUUACCAAUCGCUAUCAUCCACCCCUCUCCCACCGGUCCAUGUGCCGUUUUAUAUCCAUUUCCCUGUACGGACUCCAUGCGUUCCCUUAGCGCUUCACUGGGCGAGCAUUUCUCUCAAUCGUUCAAGGACGGUUGCGCAACCCGCAGUGAUAGCUCCAGGGCUACCUAGUAGCCCCGAUAGGCUGAGUCACGGAAAUAGGACGAAAACUGGAGACAAUUAUAUUGAGGGCAAGGCAGGUUGAUUGUGUGCGCACCUGCAUACAGUCAUACUUCUUUUAGUGUGCCCCUUGGCUCUACCACGAUCUCGGAGGAGUGUGGCUCCCGACAGAUUCAAAGUUUAUGUAUUUCAUUGACUGAAUCAGGGAAGAUGGAGUCGGGUAAUCCAAAUGCCUCCCGACGGAGCUCUGUCCACUACGGGGCCUAUAACGGCCCCAUGGAACGGCGCGCGAGCAAGAAAUCGUCGUCCAGAGACCGGCACGGUAGAGUGUAUCCAGAUGGCUUUAAAGAUACCGGCAUCCGAAGGGUGACAGAUUCUGAGGAAGAAACUUGCUUUGUUACUUCUGAGACGGUCAACGUUUCGGGAAGUGCGAAUCCUUCGCCGAGCGCAUCUGUCGGAAACCACGAACCGAGUCUUCUCAAUUUCAGCCCUUACUAUCCAGAAGGCGACGAGGAAGCUUUCCGAAUGGACUCGAAGUCACAUCGUGCGCGUUCUCGGACGACUGCAUUCGAUAGCCAGCGAAGCGAAAUGUCCCCAAAUUCUACAAGGGCAAGGAGUCGUCUCGGAUCCGUCAAUACCACACCGUCUAACGCCAAAACACCGGAUGAUGUGAUAACCUCCAUCGGGUUCCCAUCUAUACAGUCUGGCCUUGUCAAUCAGCCACCGUCAACACCAACGCCAUAUGUUAGCCAGACACUCGUUCGGCCACAGGCAGACAAGUCUAUUCCUGUUGACCACCCUGGUGUGGCUAAUAGUCGAGCUGCGUUCAUAUCUCCUCUGUCGUACUCCGACUCCUCCAAGAUAUUGCAGUUGAUGAAGGCAACCUGUGGGAGGAUGCACGGAAUUCUUUCCUUCCGAAACUCUCCUUCCUCGUCUUGGAUGCUAGGAUACUGUGCUAUCAACGUCACUACCGGAAGUCUGAUCUACCAAGCUAAAGGGGAGCCCGCAUUGGCUAAGAAUUUGAUUCCUGAUCUGCGCGGCUGUAGGGUUCGCACUCUUUUCGACACAGAGCUCCAGACAACUUAUCUUAGCGUGUCGACAUUCACGUCUGGCUUGACGAUUCAGUUAAGACCUCAUAUCGGCGAGACAUUCGAUUCCUGGUUGGCCGCUCUGCUGUGCUGGCAACCAAUUCGGCCAAAGGGAGCUCACAACAAAAUGACGAAACCUCAAUCGGUGGCCAUCGCUGAACGUCGUCUCGUCGACCGCCGGCGAAACUCUGGGAGCACCCCACAGAAGGAUGCAGCUAUUAUCAAAGUUGGUAAAAUGCUUCUAUGGGAUAAGCCCAGUGCGGCUGGGGCAUGGCCAACGUCUGGCCGUCGUGUCUCGACAUACCGACAGCAAAGGGCCUUAUCCUCUUCGUGGAAGAGGGUUAGCUGCACAUUGCAAGAAAAUGGUCAUUUUAAGCUUUUCACCGAGUCAGACGUUACGCUCCUGAAUACUAUUUAUCUCACCCAACUGUCCCGAUGUGCAGUGCAGCAGUUGGUCCCAUCCGUCCUGGAAGAUGAAUUUUGCAUCGCCAUAUACCCGCAGUAUGCGGCUCAUUCCACCAUAUAUAAUUAUUCUACCCGCCCGAUAUAUCUUGCCUUGGAGAGCCGAGUUCUCUUCGAGGUAUGGUAUGUCCUUCUGCGUGCCUUCACCAUCCCAGAGCUUUACGGACCCAAAUUACCAUUGGAUGACCACUCCGCGAAUUCACUCAGCAGCACUACUUCUACUCAGGGUAUGUUCAGAAUCGAGAGGCUACUCAGCGUGAGGAUUACCGAAGCAAAAUUAUCUCGGAGGAAGGACGAAGACACUCGCAAAAGUAAAAAGCAUGCGAAGUCCGGCCAGCCCGCUCCAUUGUCAACCGUGAGCGAUUACUAUACCGAAGUUCUGCUUGACGGGGAAAUCGCAGCGAAGACAGCUGUUAAGUACCGCACGGCGAAUCCAUUUUGGCGGGAGGAUUUUACCUUCAAUGAUCUGCCGCCUGUCCUAUCUCAGGUCUCUAUCGUUGUGAAAACUCUGAACAUGACCCAGAAAGACUGGUCGCUUAUAUCUCACGGGUCGUAUGCUCUGAGCAAAGAUAGUAGCUCCGUUCACACCUUGGAUGAUAUCGAGAUAUCUUCUCAUGAUGCCAUGUAUGGCAGAGUGGAUUUCCGUCUUGACGAUAUGGAACCGGGGGAGGAAGUUGAAAAAUGGUGGCCGAUUCUGGAUGAUAACGAUCAGCCGAUGGGUGAAAUGUUUAUGAAGGCUCGAUUAGAAGAGACGGUUGUCCUCAUGUCUCAAGAGUAUGAGCCGAUGUCUGAGCUCCUCCACUCUUUCUCCAACGGCCUUACUCUCCAGAUGUCUCAGGUUCUGGCUUCGGACUUGAAUCAGUUGGCCGAGACGCUACUUAAUGUGUUUCAGGUGUCCGGCCAGGCAUGUGAAUGGAUCUCUGCCCUGGUCGAGGAUGAGAUUGAUGGAGUUCACAAAGAGUCAACAAUCAACAGGCUCAGGUACACUACGAGGAUGCAUUCAAAUGACUCCAAGGAGUCAGGUCAGGACCGGGAAGUUCUCGUACGGGACUUAGGCCGCACUGCCACUGUCGAAGCCAACCUUCUUUUCAGGGGAAAUUCUCUUCUCACGAAAGCUCUUGACCUUCACAUGCGCCGGCUUGGGAAAGAAUAUCUUGAGGAAACUAUAGGCGAACGCGUGCGUGACAUCGAUGAGGGCGAUCCUGAGUGUGAGGUUGAUCCUUCUCGCGUCUCUCGUACCGAUGAUCUAGAGCGGAACUGGAGGAAUCUAGUGUCUCUCACAACAGGCAUCUGGAAAGCGAUUGCUGGUUCCUCGUCACGCUGUCCUCCCGAACUAAGGGUCAUUUUCAGGCACAUCAGAGCUUGCGCGGAAGAUCGUUAUGGCGACUUUCUCCGCACUGUUACCUACAGUAGCGUGUCUGGCUUUCUCUUCCUCCGCUUCUUCUGCCCAGCCAUUCUUAACCCUAAAUUGUUCGGGUUAUUGAAAGAUCACCCGCGUCCUCGAGCGCAGCGUACUUUGACAUUGAUUGCCAAAGCCCUGCAAGGUUUGGCGAAUAUGUCUACUUUCGGCAAUAAGGAGCCUUGGAUGGAGCCCAUGAAUCGGUUUUUGAUAAGCCAUCGGUCAGAGUUUAAGCAAUUCGUUGACGCCAUUUGUGCCAUUCCAGCAGAUCGACCGAUCCCUAUCGUCACUCCCUCUUAUGCUACCCCAAUCCAAAUUCUUGGUCGCCUGCCCGUCACUUCUCGAGAGGGAUUUCCUAGCCUCCCGUUUUUGAUUGACCACGCCAGGAGCUUUGCGAUACUUACUAACGUAUGGCUUGAGGGGGCGCCGGAAAAGUUCGCUGAAAUGGAGGAUAUUGAUCCGGUAGUAUUAAAAUUUCAUGACAUAGCGCUUCGCAUUCAGCAACGGACAAAGGAAUGUCUCAACAAGGCUGAACAAGCGGAGCGUCCGAAUGGGAACCUUGAAAUCAAAUGGGAAGAAUUGCUGGAGUCCAUGGAACGUUGCGCGACGUUUUAUGACGACGAAAGCGUGGACAAAUCUACACCACCAGCGACCGAGCCUCCAAAUCCCAAACCACCGUCAAUCACCGGGAGCCAUAGAAACUCAGUCGGGUAUUUCAGCACGCGGCCAACUCUUUCUCGAACAUCCACUGAUUACGGCACUGAAGCCAAUGACAACACACCCCCAAGCUCUUCACCUGCGACUUGGGAGCACAACCGAGUGCAAUUCACAACGCCCAGGUGGUCUGAACCUCGUGACAGCACUGGUAGCUCGAAGAAUUCGUCGACUUAUUCUCUUGAUCAUUCUGAUCCCUCUAAAGGCCGCAGGUCGAGCGUAUCAAGAGAGAAUUCAGGCAAAUACCGGUUCUUUGAUUUUGGGUCAUCAAGACGCAAAGCCAAGGAACGGGAACAGUAUCAAGCCUCAUCUACCUAAGUUUCAAAUAACUUGGCGUCGUGUCUUAGGGCUGCAAAAUCUGGUUAUGCUGGCCACGAAUUUGCUGAAAUACAUGGCGUCGAUUUCACAGGCACACAUCCUCAUCCAAUGUAUGAUCACGAUUGACAGACGCAUUGAAUACUUUGUUUGGUUAUUGUUGCGUGUGUGAAUUCCCUUCCCUCACACACCCCCCCCUCUCCAUCUCUCGUUUUACCUUUUGUCAUUUUUCCCACUAAAGAAAAAGAAUAAAAAAUCUUACUCUUCUUGAUUAUAAGGGGAAUGACGGUUGGGAAAGGACUGUCAUGUGUCCUUUGGUUUAUGUUGAACUUGCAAGCGCCUGGUCGGUGUGGAGGCCCUCAUUUCUUUUCUCUUCUUCUCCCCUUUACUCUUUUUGUAUAAAAUGGGUUCUGUAUUGGCUGUUUUCUUUCAUUAUUUAUCCUCCCCUACGAUGUACACUCUCUUGCUUGUAUGUGCUCAUGAUCUAAUGUUGUCUUUGCUGAUAAGCUUCUGCUUCACCUCUUCUUUUCACUUUUUGGAAGCAUUUAUGUGAUUGUUGAUACCCUCAUAUUUCUAUUAUCAUUUACAUUAUGUGCCUUGCUUCCUUUCUUUUCAGGUAGACUGCAGGAAGCAGAGGACAGGGGUGGCGGAAUUUAUGCGCAUCUGUCUCUUUAUUAUGCAUUGUACACAAGUUCAUUGCUUCUUACAAAGCCCUCAUUGAGUCGGACAUUCUGUAUUAAAUGGACGAAUAGUUCUACAUAGAUGGCUUUUCCAUACCAUCUGUCUUCCUAAUUGCAUUCUCUUCCCUGU